ACGCCGUCAUAUAUCGAGGAAUCAAAACCAUGGACUGGCUGCAGGCCCGCAAUUGCUCUCUAUAUACGCACCGCCUCGAUCGAUUCCUGUUCUCGUUCGCUCCACCUCCAAGCUCUUGGCACUUCAAGUCAACAUGGGAUUUGAUAAUGAGUGUAUACUGAACAUUCAAUCACUUGCUGGUGAAUACUUCUGUCCUGUUUGUCGUCUUCUUGUCUACCCCAAUGAAGCCAUACAAUCUCAAUGCACUCAUCUAUAUUGUAAACCCUGCUUAACCUACGUAGUAAGCACGACACAUGCCUGCCCCUAUGAUGGUUACUUGGUGACGGAAGCAGAUUCAAAGCCUCUGAUUGAAUCAAACAAGGCACUUGCAGAAACUAUAGGCAAAAUAGCUGUUCACUGUCUUUAUCACAGGAGUGGGUGUACAUGGCAGGGCACAUUUUCAGACUGCACCUCUCACUGUGCUGGAUGUCCCUAUGGUAAUUCGCCUGUUGUAUGCAACAGGUGUGGGGCCCAAAUUGUGCACCGCCAAGUGCAGGAACAUGCACAGAAUUGCCCGGGUGUGCAGCCACAGGCACAGCAGGCAGAGGGUGUUCAGGAUGCAACAACUGCCCCAAGUACAUCAUCCGGUGCUGAUCAGGUCCAAGCUGUUGCUCAAGCAGGGGCUCCUGCUUCUCAAGGCCAGCCUUCCCAGCCUACUGUAUCUUUGCCUUCUGGACAAGAACAAAAUCAAGCAAGUACAAAUGUUCAGACACAAGCUGUAAAUCAGGUUGCUCCAACACCAGAACAGUGGUAUCAGCAGCAAUCACAGUACCAACAAUAUUACCAGCAGUAUCCUGGGUAUGACCCUUAUCAACAACAGUAUCAGCAUUAUGAUCCAUAUCAACAAGCUUAUCAACAAUAUCAACAACAUCCUCAACAUGUACAAGGGCAGCAUCAACCUCAGGUCUACAUGCAGCCCCAGCCCCAACCACUCUCUCAGUCUCAACCCCAGCUACAGCCUCAGCCUCAACCCCAGGUCCAACCUCCAGCCCCCCUUGCACAUCCACAAGCCCCUGUGGCUGUGCAAACCCAAAUGCAAUCACAGAUUAAUUUGCAGCAGCAACUUCAACCUACUGCACAUUCACAACCUCAAAUCCAUCCACAAACUCAGCCACCAACCCAGGGGCAACAACCUCAACUAUAUCCCCAAACUCAGGUUCAAACACAGACUUAUCCAACUCAACCUCAUAUGCAACAAAAUCCACAGGUGCAACAUCAGCAAACCUUUCCCCAGAUUCAACAGCCUCAGCUCCAGCCACAACCCUAUGCUCAACCCCAGUCUCUUUCUCAUCCCCAGCAUCACUCCCAUCCCCAAGUUCCUCCUGCACACCCACAGCCACAGCAACAACCACAGCCUCAGCAACUUCCCCAGGUGCAGACACAACCUCAGACCAAGCCUCAUACUCAACACCAGCUCCCAACACAGCCUCAACCACCACAACCAUCAGUCCAUGCAGUGACUGGUCACCAGUCCUAUGUGCAACCUCAGCCUCAUCAGCAAAUGCCUCCAGUUGGUCCACAACAACAUCCUGCUUACAUGCACACUCAGCAGCAACCCGGUAUACCACACCAGCCACCUCAGCAUCCUGUUCAAAUGCAAAAUCAAUUUCCUCCUCAACAACCACAUCAGAUGCGACCACCCCAAGCUCAUAUGCCAGUGUAUCAGCAUCAGCAACAGCCAGCCAUGCCACUUCCACAAGGUCAACAUUCAAAUGCUGCUGCUCCUGCACAACUAUCUAUGCAUCCUCAUGCUCCUCAAUCAGGUCAACCAGUCCUUCAGCACCCAGGUGUGCCACCACCUCAACAGCAACAACAGAGUGUGCCACAACCACAGUUGCAAGGACAUUUGCAGCAUUCUCAGCCUUUUCCAGGACAAACACAUGGUUUGGUUCAUAAUCAGCCUCAUCAGCAAGGUGUUUUCAUGCAGCAGCAGUCCAUGCAGCCUCACUUGCGCCCUCAGGGUCCACCAUCCACACAGCAGCAUGUUCAUGCCCCUCUACAACCCCAUCUAUCUCAAAGUAACGCAGCAAGGCCCAUGAUGCCAAGUCAAGGAGGGGUGCAACAACCACCAUUCCUUCAGUCACCUGGUGGAGCUGCAGUAGUGGGUCAGAUUAAGCCAACACAUCUCAGUGCAAACCAGCCUUUACUAAAUCAAAAUUAUCCACCAACAACCAAUGCCCGACUGCAAUUAUCUUCUGAACAACAGCUUGGUUACAUGCAACAACCUCCACUUGCCCAAUCUGGGAACCAAAAUGCUUCUAUCCCUGCUUUGCCUGCCCCACUGCCUGGAUCAAAUGCACAAACACCUAAUAGAGCUACCACAAAACCAACUGUAUUUGAUAGACAAGGUGACACCUUGACUGAGAAAAGUACAACUGAACUUGAGGCUGAAGUAGUCUCUCGAAAUAUAGGUGGGAAGGAGGCAAAUGGCUCGGAGGCCAUGCUUUCUGAAACUGCAGAUUCAACAGAGGCAAAGAUCCAGAAAUCUGAAAAUGAUUUGAAGUCCUUGGUUGAUGAGGAGAAGCCAAACCAUAAUGCUGAAGAUAAGAGUAGCAAGCUGGAAGCAACUGUCAAAGAGAUAAGUGGCUCCUCCGAGACAUUGGAAGCAAAGACCAAGUCCCAUGUACCAGAAGAUGGGUCAGAGGAGCCUGUAAUUAAGGAAAUGGUGAAAGAAGAUGCUGGAAUUUCCAUGAAGCCUUCACAAGGUGGUAAUGAUCCUAUGGCUGAAGACAGUGAAGACAAGAAAAUUCAGGAUGUCUCUGUUCAUGAGCAGAAAAGGGAAACUUCAGAGGCACAGGAUGUGAAGUUGCAGAAGGAUGUUGCAGGUGCUGGUGGGGCACCACACUCUUCAAGCAUAGCAUCUAAUACCAGUAUUCAAGGUUCUGGGCAGGCCAGUGGAAAUGAUAGAAGGAUUUUGCAGGCUCCUCAAAUGAACAGAGAUCCUUUGCUCCGGCCUUCUCUCCAAAAUUAUGGUCCACAUCAUGAACAGAUGUUAUCUCAUACUGGUUAUCCAGAAAGAAACUUACCCCAGGCCCAGUAUCCUAGGCAAGGACCCCAUGCAGAUGAGUACAGGAACUUGCUUCCACCUAGUCAAAUGCAGGGUAAGGGUCUCCUGCAGCCUCAUGUAGGUCCAGCUCCUGAUCAACAGCUGCCUAUGCAUUAUGGUCCUCCUCACCAGCAAAGGCCUCAUGUGCCUGAUCAUAUUCUACAGUCUUCAGUGCCUCCACAUCAAAUGCAACCUCCAAACCAGAUGAGGCCUCAAGGACCAAUUGGACAUCUACCUCAGCAAGGGCAGCCUCCAAAUCCACCAGAACAUCUUCAGUCUUCACUGGCAAAGCAGCCUCAUGUUACUUUUCAUCAAGAAAUUCUGCCAAGUGGCUUUUCAGGCCCUGGAUCCUCAUCCUCAUUUGGGAGGGGGCCAGUUAAUUUGGGUUCUGCUAGAAAUUUUGAAUCACAACCUUUUGCAAUUCAAGGGCAUCAUAAUCUAGGAAAUGUGCCCCCUCCCCUAUCUGGUGGCCCAAGAAUUCCUCAAGGUGAGCCAGUAAGAGGACCACCAUUUGUUGGGCCACCACCUGGGGCAUUUGAUCCUCAGGGAGGUGUAUUUGUUGCAGGAGCACCACAUGAGAAGGUACCAUUUGGGCAGACUUCUGGAAUCCAAAACAAUACGGUGAAGAUUAAUGGUGUGCCGGGAAAGGGAUUGCCAGAGGAGAGGUAUAAACAUAUGCCGGAGGAGGGAUUCAAUCCACUGACAGAGGAAUGCUUUAAGCCUUUUGCUAUGGAGCCUAGUAGAUGCCUUAUUGAUCGAAGAGAAUUUGAAGAGGAUCUCAAACAGUUUCCUAGACCCACUCGUCUUGAUGCUGAGCCUGUCUCAAAGUUUGAGAAUUACUUUUCCUCAUCACGGACUCUUGACAGGGGUCCUCAUGGUUUUAACAUGGAUUCUACAACAAAACCUCUUGAUAGGGCACCUGGGUUUGGUCUCGAUGCUGGAUCCAAGUUGGAUGGUAGUGCCAGUGGUUCAUCUUUGAGACUGUUGCCUCCUUAUCAGCCUGGUGGACCAUCAAUGCAUCCUUUGGACGUGGGAGAAAGAUCAAGGCCAAUUGGUUUUCAUGAUGACAUCAUGGGGAGGAAACCAGAUCCUGCAGGGUCUAACUCAGAUUUUCUUAGACCUGUUUCUGAAUUUGGUCGGCAUCGUGCUGAUGGUUUGUCUCCGAGAAGUCCUGGUAGAGAUUAUCCUGGCAUUCCUACUGGUAGAUUUGGGGGGGCAUCUCAUCUGGAUAAUAUUGAAGAGAGGGAAUCACAUACAUUUGGUGAAAGAUCCAAUUCCUUCAAUCUUCCUCAAGAUCCAGUUGGUAGUGCAUUUCAUGAACGUAGGUUUUUGCCCAGCCAUUUGCGGCGGGGUGAACCUGAUGGUCCUGGCAACUUGCGUACUGGUGAGCAGAUAUUGCCUGGGGCCCUGCCUCCCCACUUGAGGGGUGGUGAUUUAGUGGGUUCUGAUAUCCUUCCUAGUCAUUUACGGAGCCGUGAGCCUGUUGGACAUGGAGCUCUGAGUCAUUUGCGCAGCGGAGAACAUGUAGGCCCUCGUGGUUUGCCAAGUCAUUUGCAUAUGGGGGAGACAGCUGGUUUUGGUGCCUUGCCUGCACACUUACGAAUGGGAGAAUUGGCUGGCCCUGGAAAUUUACCUUCACGUCUCCGUAUUGGUGAAGCAAUUGGAGGAGGCAACUUGUCAACUCAUUCAAGGCGUGGUGAGCCUGGUUUUGGCAACAAUUACUCUAUGCAGGGAUAUCCAAGUGAUGGUGGAUUUUACCCUGGAGAUAAGGAGUUGUUCAAUCAUUCAAGAAAGAGGAAGCCUGGGAGCAUGGGAUGGUGUCGCAUAUGCAAAGUUGACUGUGAAACAGUUGAGGGUCUUGACCUCCAUUCACAAACCAGAGAGCACCAAAAGAUGGCAAUGGACAUGGUCUUAAGCAUCAAACAGGACAAUGCAAAGAAACAUAAGCCAGCAUCAGAUGACAAUGCCUCAGUGGAUGACACAAGCAAGUCCAGGAAGGCCAGUUUUGAGAGUCGUGGAAGCAAGCAUUAGGGCAAUAUGGACUACUGCAACAUGCAUUGUUGGCAAUGCUAGAGAAGUUUAUUGGAUGCUGACUGUGAUUCAUAUGUUAUUUCAUCAGUAAUUUUGCGUUGGUUAUGGAGACAUGUAGGUGAUUCACCCUCUUAUGUCUGCCUUAUACUUUCAGGGUGGUUUAUGCUAGUUUUGGUGUUUCAGGUUGUUGCUGUUUAAUGAAGAUGGUUAUUUUUGGAACUGAAGUUUCUGUGGCAAGUUAAGUUGGUCUUGUUUAUAGCUGCGACUUCUUUAGCUUUCAAUGGAAUUGGCUAAUAUUAAUGCUGUAUCUUUUUCUUGGUAAUGGUACUAAGAUGUAGUUUUUAUUA
Messenger RNA from Nelumbo nucifera (sacred lotus), 5463 nucleotides. RefSeq lists its product as uncharacterized. NCBI's taxonomy places the organism in Eukaryota, Viridiplantae, Streptophyta, Magnoliopsida, Proteales, Nelumbonaceae. The record is from RefSeq and is a predicted model, not a curated record.